Molecule: messenger RNA, 1667 nt
Organism: Archocentrus centrarchus (flier cichlid)
Lineage: Eukaryota; Metazoa; Chordata; Actinopteri; Cichliformes; Cichlidae
Gene: mdh1b
Product: malate dehydrogenase 1B, NAD (soluble)
Exons: 10
Coding region: 209-1588 (459 amino acids)
Biological process (GO): malate metabolic process
Molecular function (GO): oxidoreductase activity, acting on the CH-OH group of donors, NAD or NADP as acceptor; malate dehydrogenase activity
Source: RefSeq, a predicted model, not a curated record
GCUGGUUCGAUUCCAGCCGGAGACACAGAUUUCUUCGGAGCUUGGGUCAGGAAGGUAAUUCGGCUCUAACCGCUGUUCUGGCCUCUUGUGACAAAAGACCAGCCGAAAGUAGGUUUAGUUUUCAGGUGUUUGCCGUACACGGACUCAAAUAAGUGUAACGCCGUACAUCUGUCUCCUAGCAACAGAUACUUUCAACCAGACGCACAGCAUGGCAAAAUUUGUACUCGCCGGAAAAACAGACUGCCCUUAUUAUGCCAAAGCAGAGCUUUUAGCAGACGCUCUCCAGCAAGGUUUGCCAGACUUGAUGAUCCACAAGAUCUCCAUCCUCCCACAUGAGUGGAAGGAGUUCCUGGAGGCCACAUGUGAAAAAAAUGGCUGGGAACAUCAAGGCUCUCCUUUGGUUUGGAGGGAACUGGUGGAGCAAGGGGGCAAAGGGAUGCUCUUAGGGGGCUUCAGUGACUUCCUAGAGCACUGCCAGGAUUACUAUGGAAUCACGUCAGACAUGACCACAGAUGUGAUGCUGAGUGUUGCAGCAGAGAAUCUGGAGGCCAAGCUGAACCUCAUCAAAGAGGAGCAGCAUCGUGCCGGCCUUAUUCAGCCUCUUCACGUAUGGAUUAUUGGUCUGCUCUCCCCUGAGGUGUUCCCCAAGGUUUCUGCAAUCAGCCUCCAUCUACUGGACCUGGAGGGGAAUGAAGAGGAGUUGCAGGGGCUGAGGUUGGAGAUUGAGGGACUGGCAAUCAGUACGCUCCACCAGGUGACCACUCACACGGAUCUGGAGCGAGCCUUCAGGGAGGCGGAUGUCAUUCUUCUUCUGGAUGAUGGGGGGCACGAUAGCAAGAAUAAAGAUGAGGAAGUGAAGAAGAAAGUAAAGGCGAUCUCAGAACGCUACAGAGAAUACGGGCAACUGAUCGACACGAGAGCCAACAAGGAGGUGAAGGUGAUCGUGUCCGGUGACUCAUUUCUCAACCUGAGGUGCUCACUUCUUGUGGAUAGCGCACACUCCAUUGACAGCCACCAGUUUGUGGCUGCUGCAACUCAGCUAGAGAACGAAGCCAAGGCUGUAAUUGGGAAGAAGAUGAACGUGAGGGCAUCAGAUAUUACAGACGUAAUAGUGUGGGGAAAUAUCAGCGGUAUUUUCUAUAUUGACCUGCAGAGGGCAAAAGUUUUCAACUAUGACGGGCCAAUCACAGGACCGGCUUUCUUUUCCCAACCACUGCUGAAGAUUUUUCAUGACAGGAAAUGGUUGGAAACAGACUUUCAGCACUUGGUACACAGUCAGCGUGAAGCUGUGACUUCAAAGACCGGCCGAGUAGCUGCCACAUCAGCUGCCCAUGGGAUCCUCACGGUCUUGAAAGCUUGGAAUGGCACUUGCAGCCCAGAUGUUCUGUCUCUGGGUGUACUUUGCCCAGGACAUUACAAUCUCCCAGAUGGUAUUGUCUUCUCAGUUCCAGUUACCUUCACAGAUGGCAAAUGGUCUGUAAUGUUUGAUGUGUCCAUUGGAGAGGAACUCAGGCGCAGACUUCAGCUCUCAGCAAGUGAACUGCAGCAGGAAAAGCAGUUUGGAUCAGCGAGUUGCCCGAUUGAAUAAAGCUGUUGUUUGAAGCUACUCUGCUCAUUUCCAUGUCCAUUUUUUUUUUUAUUUUGGGACUCAACUGUAAUAGCAUUGC